This is a messenger RNA of Fusarium coffeatum, 1797 nucleotides long. RefSeq lists its product as uncharacterized. Gene Ontology annotation, molecular function: cadmium ion transmembrane transporter activity; manganese ion transmembrane transporter activity. Gene Ontology annotation, biological process: iron ion transport; intracellular manganese ion homeostasis. The record is from RefSeq and is a predicted model, not a curated record. Bases 1 to 1797 code for a protein of 598 amino acids. Lineage: Eukaryota; Fungi; Ascomycota; Sordariomycetes; Hypocreales; Nectriaceae. The transcript has 4 exons. Gene Ontology annotation, cellular component: membrane.
AUGAACAAGACAUCGCACACCGACGAGCCCUUCGAGGGCGAUGAUGGCUAUAACCAAAGUCCCAGCCCAUUCUCCAACGAUCUCACCACCAAUGAGGACUUCAACGGUAUCGUCAAUAAUCGGGCCGUGCUGCAAAUGGAUUCCAAGCUAUCGCCAGACGCGACGUCUAAGAACCUGGGCCAAGUAGUCCGCGACGGCCCUGUCAAAACGGACAGCCAGGUAGACGCUGCCUCGGGGUUGGCUCAUGAGUCGAUUGACCAUGACCAACCAUCCAAUGGCGGGCUGCGUAUAUCCGCACCCGCCAACCACCCGCCAGCUUCGGCUGGUGACGCCGACGAUGGCACGCCUGUGCAGCGUUUCAAGAAGAUGAUCAUUCGCGUUGGGUCGUUUGUCGGGCCAGGCUUCAUGAUCUCUGUCGCGUACAUUGAUCCUGGCAAUUACUCGACCGAUAUCGCUGCAGGAGCUUCAUAUCGUUUUCGUCUACUGUUUGUAGUUCUUCUCUCAAACAUCUUUGCUAUUUUCCUGCAAAGCUUGGCUAUCAAGUUAGGUACUGUGAGCGGUCUCAAUCUAGCUCAAGCCUGUCGCGCUUUUCUUCCGCGUUGGAUGAACUUCAUCCUGUAUGUUUUUGCCGAGGCCGCAAUCAUUGCUACCGAUAUUGCAGAGGUGAUCGGAUUUGCAAUUGCAUUGAACCUGUUGGCUCCCCAGGUGCCUCUUGUCGCAGGAUGUGCUAUUUCCAUCCUUGAUGUCAUGGUCCUUCUAAUCUUCUACCGCCCGGAAGGGUCCAUGAAACAUUUACGAUAUUUCGAGAUAUUCGUUAUGUGCUUGGUUCUUGGUGUAGUCGUUUGCUUUUGCAUCCAGCUGUCGCUAAUCAGUGACACAUCGCCUGGCGAGGUUUUCAAGGGUUAUCUACCAUCCAAGUCACUGGUCGAAUCUGAAGCUAUUUAUCAGGCUUGCGGCAUUCUUGGAGCGACAGUCAUGCCUCACAGCUUGUACUUGGGAUCAGGCAUUGUUCAACCUCGUCUACGUGAGUAUGACGAGCGGAGUGCCCCCGCACCAAACCAGGUCCCUUCGGGGUCUUCUGUCAUCGAUGAAGAUGAUGACAAAGGCUAUUACAUCCCGUCUGAAAAGGCAAUCAAGCACUCCCUCAAGCUUUCAGUCCUUGAUCUCGCGAUUUCGCUUUUCACUUUUGCACUUUUCGUCAACUCGGCCAUCCUCAUUGUUGCCGGUGCAUCGCUCUACAAUAAUCCAUCGGCUCUUGAAGCCGACAUCUUCGGCAUUCAUGAUCUUCUUUCGAAGUCUAUCUCUCCAGCAGCAGGUACCAUAUUUGCCCUGGCACUACUUCUCUCCGGUAUCUCGGCUGGUAUCGUUUGCACUAUCGCCGGCCAGAUGGUCAGUGAGGGUGCUCUGAAAUGGAGUAUCAAGCCAUGGUUACGUCGUCUGGUAACUCGUAGCAUCAGUAUCACCCCGAGCAUCAUCAUCGCGGGAGCUGUAGGCCGCUCAGGGCUUAAUGCAGCGCUCAAUGGGUCACAGGUGGCUCUGAGCAUCAUAUUGCCGUUUGUGACGGCGCCUCUCAUAUACUUUACUGCCCGUGAUAAGUAUAUGACAGUUACCGUUAAUAGAGCGAGCAGGUAUGUUGCCGAUAUAAAUGAUACGGCGGACGAGAUGAGAGACGAAGGCAGGACUGGACAUGAGGGCAUCAAGAUGGCUAACUCGUGGUUCACAACGAUUGUCGCUUGUUUGAUAUGGCUCUUCAUGGCCAUUAUGAACGUUGCGAACCUGGUGUUUCUUGGCAAAUAG